Molecule: messenger RNA, 423 nt
Organism: Mesorhabditis belari
Lineage: Eukaryota; Metazoa; Nematoda; Chromadorea; Rhabditida; Rhabditidae
Source: the annotation of a GenBank genome assembly
AUGCGACUUUUAAUUGCAUCUUCUUUGUGUUUUUGUCUGGUGAUAGCUGUCCCACAUCGUCCUGGAUGGAGAUUGAAGUUUGAGGAAUGCUACGGAACAUUUGAGUGCUUGCAGGGUUUAAGAUGCUGCACUGAAUGUCCGUGGGGCGCCAUAUGUGGAGCUGGAACGAAGUAUGCUCCCGUCUGUCAGCCAUCAUGCGGUCGGAACGACAAAGAAUUUUUCGGAAACGAGCCUAGCUAUGUCAAAAGCCCCAAUGCUUUCUGCAGUGAUACCUACGAAUGUCCAUACCUCCAUGUCUGUUGUGCGAUGUGCCCAGCCGAUGCUCCAUGCGGUCCCGGAACGCAGUUUGCUCCCACUUGUCGAAGAGACUGUCCGCCUGGAGACCCCAACUACAGAUUUUUCCCUGAACCCGUCACUCUUAAC